Molecule: messenger RNA, 783 nt
Organism: Chondrus crispus (carragheen)
Lineage: Eukaryota; Rhodophyta; Florideophyceae; Gigartinales; Gigartinaceae
Product: Nitrite transporter NAR1
Biological process (GO): transmembrane transport; nitrite transport
Cellular component (GO): membrane
Molecular function (GO): high-affinity secondary active nitrite transmembrane transporter activity
Source: RefSeq, a predicted model, not a curated record
CCGCCCUCGCAAAAGUCCCCGCCGGCCGCCUUCGCCGCCGCCACCACGCUGGGCGCCUCCAAGGCCGCCACCCCGCUCGCCAAGGUCUUCCUCCUCGCCGUGCUGGCCGGCGCCUACAUCUCGCUGGGCGCCCUCCUCGCCCUCUCGGUGGGCGGCGCCAGCCCGGGCCUGGCCGCGGCCAACCCGGGCCUGGCCAAGUUCCUCUUCGGCGCCGUCGGCCUCCCGCUCGGCCUGACCCUCGUCGUCACGGCCGGCGGCGAGCUCUUCACCGGCAACACCCUCCUCGUCGGCGCCGCCGCGCUCGCAGGCAAGGCCCGCUGGCCCGCCCUCGCGCUCAACUGGGCCGUCGCCUUCGUCGGCAACUUCCUCGGCUGCCUGCUCAUCGUCCGCCUCGCCGUCGCCGCCGCCUGCCUCACGCCCCCCAGCGUCGCCGUCGCCGUCGCCACCGCCACCGCAAAGGUCAGCAUGCCCUUCGCCAGGGCCUUUGUCAGGGGGCUGCUGUGCAACUGGCUCGUCUGUCUGGGCGUGUAUUUGAGCAACGCCGCCAGCGGCUUUGGCAGCAAGUUUCUGGCCGUCUUCUUGCCCGUCUCGGCUUUCGUCACUAUGGGCCUUGAUCACUCGGUCGCGAAUAUGUUCCUCGUGCCCAUGGGAAUGGCGCUGGGAGCCGAUGUGGGCUGGAAGACGUUUCUGAUGGCCAAUCUGUGGCCGGUUACGCUCGGGAAUAUCGUCGGGGGGAUGGGUAUGGUCGCGGGCAUGUACUAUUUAUGUUACGGUAAGAAGUAG